AUGACACUAUUAUAUUUAGGUAACAAUGUCAUCGAAAUGGUCACUAAGACGGAGUCUUAUCCAGAUCCAGAUGAAGACAAAGACGAGGCAGCUGUAACUACGGAAAAUUUGGAAAUGAUAAGAAAGUCAACAAUUGAUGAAGUUACAACACCGCCGGCGGAGACUAGCCAGCAAAUUAUCAAAAUGGUGAAAAAGUCAUCAAUUGACGAAGAGACCAGGCAAAUAAAUAGUGAGUGUAGCACGCCUGAACUAAAUGCAGAAGCAGAGGUAAUCAUGGAACUCUAUCCAGUAGAAUCCAUAACGGAUGUUAUGUAUCAAAAUAUAAAAAUUCUGGCCACUGGGACUGAACAAGGAGCUUGUCUAACUGAUUCCAUAGAACUUCUUGAAGACGCUUUAGCAAUAACUACUGCAGAAGAGGAGCAGUUGUUGCUGGAAAGCAUUGUAGAUUCUGAAAUCGAUGGAAAUAAAAAUCAGGACAUAUCAAGCAAUGAUCAUACAAAUCCUUUAGAGAUACAAUCAGCUGAAAAGGAGCUAAGUAACGCUAGUGACUUAGACGACCCCCUUUACGAACCAAACGAAGAAAGUGACACCCUUAGCAACAACGAAACAAAUGAAGAAGAGAUGGACAACGAAACAAAUAAUGAAGAAGAGAUGGACAACGAAACAAAUAAUAAAGAAGAGAUGGAUAAUAAUCAAAACAAUAAAGGUAGAAAGCGAAAAAGAAACCAUAAAGCAUGGAAAAAAAACAUAAGGAAAAAGGAAAGAGCUGCUGGCCAUGAGUAUUUGUCCAGCAAGAAUAAAAUUAUUCCAAAAAAGGAAAUGAAGGAAACCUGUCAGGAUGGUUACCGAAAAAAGUGCACACAAAAGAUAACAACUGAUGAGCGUUUAUCUAUCCAUACUCAGUUUUACAAUAAAGACUUAGACAUCAACCAAAAGAGGCAGUUUAUUGCAAGCUGCAUAGAAGAGGUUCCAGUUGAACGUGUUCGCGUUAGAACAGGCUCGCGUAUCGGAAAAAGAAAAUCUACUCUUAACUACUUUUUUACGGUAAAUAAUAAGAAGGUUAAUGUUUGUCGUACUUACUUCUUAAAUACUCUUAAUUUAUCCCAAACAUCUGUUAGAUUUGCAUUAAAAAAACGACAGUCAGGCGGACUCGUAACGGUCGACCAAAGAGGGAAGCACGAACCAUCGAAUAAAAUUGGAGUCAACGAGAGAAAUAUGAUAAAAGAACAUAUCAGCAAAUUUCCUUGUAUCGAAUCGCAUUACUCAAGGAACAAAACUCAAAAAAAGUACUUAGGAAGUCACCUUAAUAUUUCCAAAAUGUACGAGCUGUUUUUUGAAGAAUGUAGAAACCAAAUUCCUCGGGAAGAAAUACCUAAAAAAUGGCUUUAUGCUGACAUUUUUAACACUGAAUUUAAUUUGUCUUUCAAGGAACCAAACAAUGAUACAUGUGAUGCCUGUGAUGAAUUUAUUAUAAAACUAAAAGAAAAUUUGCCUAAUGAAACGCGUAUUGACACUCAGAAUGAAUAUGAUGCACACCUGUCAGAUGCAGACAAUCGAUACCAACUGAAGAAGCAAGAUAAGGAAGCAUCAAAAAAUGUAAGAAACUGCAACGUUCUAACUGUUGAUUUACAAAAAUGCCUACCUACGCCGCUUCUCAAAAAUGCUCAAAGCUUUUACAGCUUAAAACUUUGGACCUUUAACUAUACUGUGUACAACACGACAAAAAAAACCUCUUCAUGUUUUGUUUGGGACGAGUCAAUAGCUGGCCGAGGUGGCAAUGAAAUGGCGUCUUGCCUUUUGAGAUACAUUCUUACUCUCGAUGAGUCUGUCGAGAAUAUCAUUAUUUGGAGUGAUAACUGCCCAUCACAAAACAGAAAUCUGCAAAUGCUAAUGAGUUAUUUUUAUGUAAUGAUGGUAAAGCCAUCAUUGAAGUCGGUAGAACACAAAUAUCUUUUAAGAGGCCAUACCCACAUGGAGGUGGACUCCGUACAUGCCAGAAUAGAAAGACAAAUGAAAGCCUCCCCUGAUUUUUCUAUAAUUACCCCAUGGGACUGGCAACAGCUUAUGCGACUGUGCAACUCAAACUUAAUGGUGGAGGAAAUGCAAACUGUGGAUUUUAAAAAUUUCAAUUAUUUAUACGACAAUAUAAAAUCUUCCUUUCAAAACAACAAAAAGACCACAACAGAAAUAUUACCAGAGAAAUCUGAAUCAACCAAAGAAAAAAACACGGUUACCAAAAAAACUUGCUGCUGCAAAGAAGUCCUUACGAAAUUAGAAACACAUAAUUCGCAAAUGAACACUAAACUUUCUAGUGUGAAAGCUAAUUUGCUUCAAAUUCGAGAAGACAUUCAGACACUUUUGAAAAGGCUCACAGCAACAAAUAAUGAUAUUGAAACAGAAAAUCUGAAUAAAAUAUUUUCGUUACCAUUUGAUAAUGAUAAAGGGCUUCAAGAACUUGAAGAAUUCUUGUGUGUGAAAGAAAAUUUUGAAACUGCGGUUAGCAUUUAUAUGUUUUUCUUUGCUUUCUGCACUUUACUUAAAAAUAAAAUAAUGCUGAUUGUUUUGUUUGCAGCUGAUUACUACAAAGUACAGAGACGAAAUGAAGUCAGUGGGUCAGAUAGAAAAACCUGUCUGUUUUUUGAGGAGUUGAAUGAAUUGUUCGGGGAUCGCCCUGCAGCAGGCAUGGAGGGCGUUGAUUCAAGUUCGCAGAUACUGGACUCUGCUACGUCUACCGAUGAAGACAACAACGCGGCCUCGAACGCGGCAUUAGAAGAUUGUGGAAGUAGAAGAGUUUGUAGUGACAGAGGAUGGCUCUCUGGAACCAAUAGAGCCUACAUUUGCAGAGGCCUUUCAACCAGGGGCAAACUAAUGUUAGCCUUACUGAAAGAAAAAGAAAUGACGGAGAGUGUGAUUGUUAAAGAGAAAAUAAGUGUAUUUAUUGAAAAAUCUAACCUCAAGAAGACUGAUUCUGUUACUUUAAAUGAAUGUGAUUUUCAACCAUCAACAUCAUCAGCCCCGACAACCAAACUCGAUUUCUUUGAUGGUAAUCCUGAUGUAACAAAACACUCUUUUGUUACUGAAUUUACCCAUUAUGGGCUAAGCCCAGAAAACCAAAGUGAUGAAACGGAUUCAGAACCAUUUAUUGAAAGUGAAGAGGAAUAUAUUCCCAAUGAUAAUGAAUACAGCAGCUCUUCAAAUCCAAAUAGUGAUAUAGAAGAACUAACAAUUAGACCAAAGAUUAACAAACCUCCCAAAAAUACGCCCCCUCUUAAUGAGGAUUUAACUGAAACUGACACUGCACCUGAUAAUAAAGUAAUAAAUCUUGGCACUCAAGCAAAUGGUAGAAAAAGAAAGGGAAAAUAUUUUCCACCCAAGGAAAAAAUUUCAAAGAAAAAGAAAUGUGAACCUGACACUUGGAAGAAACGAAAGGCUGCUCUAGCUAGAUCAAAGGGUGAAUCUUACUUAUCUUAUAAAAAUAUACCUGUUCCAGAAAAGCAAAUAAAAGAAGAACUUCUGUGUCGAGAAAAGUGUAGGCUUAACUGUAGCACUCGAUUUACAAGGGAAGACAGGAUGAUUUUAUUAAAGGAAUUUUAUAGUCUCGACAUUAAUUCAAAAAAUACUUUACUGUUCAAAUCUAUCCAUAAACACGAUGUUAAAAGGGUGAGAAAAGAUAGUAGAAAACACAAAAGCGCAUCAUAUACAUAUUAUGUAACAUUACAUGGAAAUAUAGAAAAAGUGUGUAAAGAAGCUCUUUGUAGCCUAUAUCAAAUAGGUAGGAAGAAAAUUGGCAUCAUUAAAAGUAGACUAAACAGUGGCGCAUCAGCACCUCCUCCAGACCAGAGAGGAAGACACUUAAAUAGACCACAUAAAAUUGAUGAUGAGGUUAAGCAACAUGUUAUUGCACAUAUAAAUAAAUUUCCCGCUGAGAUGUCACACUAUUCCAGAAAUCGAAAUCCAAAUAAAAAAUACCUUUCUCCAUUAUUAAACCUAAGUAAAAUGUACCAGCUUUAUCUGGAGGAAUGCGACCAAGAAAAACUUCCUGAAAAAUUUAGAGUAAAAAAAAGUUCAUAUUCAAAACUAUUUGUAACAAAGUUUAAUUUAUCAUUUGGGUCCCCGAAAAGUGACACGUGUAGCAUAUGUGAUACCGGUGAGUCAAAAGAAGAACACAAAGAAAACUACAUAGCAGCAAUAAAUGCACUUAAAAUGGACAGAGAGAAAGCUAAGACAUUGGACAAUAUUGUUUAUAUUACAAUCGACAUGCAGCAAACAAUGCCACUCCCAAAAAUUACUACUUCAAAGGCGUUCUACUUGAGACAAAUGUGGUUUUACAACUUUGGGAUUCAUGUAGUUACAAAAACUCUAGAAAAUGCUUCUUUCUGUACCUGGACGGAAGACAUUGCUAACAGAGGAAGUUCUGAGACCUGUAGUUCCUUAUUGUAUUACAUCGAAAUAGAUGAAACUCUUAGAGACAAAAAUCAUUUGCUUAUCUGGUCUGAUUCUUGCGCCGGCCAAAACAAGAAUUUUUCUAUGGUCUGUCUUUAUCAAUAUUUAAUCCUAAAAGGAUAUUUUCGCUGUAUUGAUCACAAGUUUCCUGAAGUGGGUCACACGUAUCUGGAUUCUGAUCGGGAUUUUGGCAGAAUAGAAAAAGUGUUGAGAAAGCAUGACACAGUGUAUGUACCGGAGACUUAUCGGACAUCAUUAAACAUAACAGCCCUGCCUGAUAAUCUUCGACUUAUUAAUAGAAAAAAAGAUGAACUAAAUGAAACAGUAAGAUUUAGAGAUGGCAUUAAAUGGAUCAGAGUUGAAGAAUAUGGGUCAUAUCUGUAUAAAGAAUCAUACGAUGAAACAGUACCAUUUAAAAAAGUAAAUAUUCUAAAAAAUAAAAAGAUUACAGAACCACCACAAAACGUUGAAAUCCAGAGAGUUAGGGAAAAAUAUGGUACUAUAUCAGAUGAAAAAAAAAAGAACCUCAAAGAUCAACUAAAAUUUAUAAAACCAGAAUAUCGCUACUUUUACGAGCAGAUAUUGGGAUAA
Messenger RNA from Ceutorhynchus assimilis (cabbage seed weevil), 5034 nucleotides. The record is from the annotation of a GenBank genome assembly. NCBI's taxonomy places the organism in Eukaryota, Metazoa, Arthropoda, Insecta, Coleoptera, Curculionidae.